Messenger RNA from Conger conger (European conger), 1303 nucleotides. RefSeq names its product CD28 molecule (gene cd28). Bases 76 to 702 code for a protein of 208 amino acids. Gene Ontology annotation, cellular component: external side of plasma membrane. The record is from RefSeq and is a predicted model, not a curated record. Gene Ontology annotation, biological process: regulation of T cell proliferation; T cell receptor signaling pathway. Lineage: Eukaryota; Metazoa; Chordata; Actinopteri; Anguilliformes; Congridae. The transcript is spliced from 4 exons.
GACGUCGUUCAGCUUUCCAAAACACUGCACAAUAUAAGAGGCUUAAGUGAAAAGUGAGAGGAACAUCUAAGCACAAUGAUUCUGGUACUAAUCACCCUCGUCAGUCUUAGCACCCAAACGGGGAAAGCGUUGCGGGUGCAGCAGCCGUACCGGGUGGUGGCUGCAGACGGGGAGGCGAGGCUGCGCUGUUCUUACCGUGUAGGGGGCUCCCCUGAGGAGAUGCGUCUGGUGCUCUACCGCGGCAAGUACGGCGAGGACCAGGUGUGCUUCUUCACCUUCAACACCAGCCAGCCCCACAUACAGACAGACGGCCCCGUUCAGUGCAGGGGGGAGAUCAGCCCUGGCGGAGUGGAUCUCACCGUCUCUGGUCUGAAGGGAGAAGACACUGACCUAUACCGCUGCAGGGUGGAGGUCCUCUACCCACCCCCUUACCUCCGCAAAUUUGGGAAUGGCACCAUCAUCUACAUCCCGGAGAGAACGGACUGCCCAAACACGGAAGCCCAGACGCAGGGGGAGUAUGACAGCACGCGAUUCAUCCUGCCCAUCGCGGCGUUGGCUUCCUUCUUCCUCAUCAUCAUCAUCAUCGUCAUUUCCACCUAUAAGUUCUUCAUUAUGAGUCAGAGGAAGAGGAUGUACCCACACAUGGUACCAGUGAUGCCAAAAAGAGUGGAUUGCAGAUUUGGCUAUGAAAACUUCCUGUAAACCAAGAAUUUGAUACGUUACUGGUCGUUAUAUAAAAUAUAGAAAAGAUUUUAUAAUUGUGUAACUACCAUUUUUUAACAUUAUAUGUUAAUUAUUGUAUUAUUUUUUUACCAUACUUUACAAUGUGAGGUUUCUGAGUUGCCUACUGUAUAUGUACAGUAUAGGUUUUUCAAAUAGGAUGGGUGGAAUAUGUGCUGAUAUGUAUACAAUGUAAUAUUAUGGAAUGUAUUUUCACAUUCAAAUAGCAUGAUAUUAUAUGACUUAUAUUAUUUAACAUAUUUUUGCUGUCAUAUUGUCAGUAUAUAAAAACAUAUUUUCUUAAUAAUUUAAUGUGAUAUUUCCAUGAUAUGGGUCUUCUGUGACCAUGUAGCAUUUUCUUAUGAUGUUCUGGAGUUGCCAACUGGUAUGUUUAUAUGAUCCAUCACAGUGAUCACUAACUUCCACUAGAUGGCAGUGUGACACCCACGCCGCAGUCAAGAGUAGCAAAAGGAGAAAUGUUUUGUUUGUCAUCGUAUAUCUCAUGCUUACUGUUUGACAAGAUCUUUAUACCGUUUCAACAGUUCGUGUAUAAAAAUAAAAGAAACACUGAAUGGCACAUUAA